Molecule: messenger RNA, 5075 nt
Organism: Centropristis striata (black sea bass)
Lineage: Eukaryota; Metazoa; Chordata; Actinopteri; Perciformes; Serranidae
Gene: brd8b
Product: bromodomain containing 8b
Exons: 19
Coding region: 36-2357 (773 amino acids)
Cellular component (GO): NuA4 histone acetyltransferase complex
Molecular function (GO): protein binding
Source: RefSeq, a predicted model, not a curated record
GCGGAAGUUGUGCUCACGGCCUUAUCACAAAAGAAAUGGCGAGCGGUAUCGGCAAACACAAGAUACUGAAUGUGGGCCCAACAGAGCCAUGGUCAGUCAGGGAGAAACUGUGCCUGGCCUCCUCUGUGAUGAGGAGUGGCGACCAAAACUGGGUGUCUGUAAGUAGAGCCAUCAAACCUUUCUCAGAGCCGGGACGUCCACCUGACUGGUUCUCCCAGAAGCACUGUGCCUCACAAUACUCCGAGCUGCUGGAGGCCACAGAAGCACCUAAGCGGAAGCGUGGUGAGAAGGGCGAGGUGGUGGAAACUAUAGAAGAUGUCAUCGUUCGUAGACUAACCACUGAGAGGAUAGAGGAAUUGAAAAAGCUACUGAGAGACACACAAGAGCAGUACAGGAAGUUGAAGAAAGAGGUGGAUCUGAUACAGACGGGUCACAUGGACUCCCAGCUGAAGGAGCUGUUGGCAGACAUCACACUAAAGAAGAAGCAGGCGGAGGAGGAAGCAGAACAGAAGAGGAAAGCCACAGAAACGGCGUACCAAGCUCGUCAGGCGAUGAAAAACACACCUAAGCGUCUGCCCAGUGUAACUGUACGUUCUCCUCUGGGUGCCAGCCCUCCCACCAUGGACUCUCAGGCUGACUCAUCGGUGCAGACACCACCCAUGGAUACAGGAGGUGUUGGCUCUGAUGACACGCCCACCACCCACUCAGUUGCCCAGGGGGUCGGAGUGUUUCUACCAGCCACGGAUGCUCCAGGGCCCAAAGAUGGAGGCCUGGCUACUCUCGUAGAUGAUUCGCCACAAAAGAGGCUCCUAGCCCAGAAGGCCACGCCGCCACCCUCACCACUUCUGUCAGAGCUGCUGAAAAAAAGCAACCUGAUCUCUGCCAGCCCCCGCCUGGUUGGGGAGGGAGACUCUACUGGAAGCCUCACUAAUGGAGUACAGACGGCCACCGCAGCCACUGCCUUACCACCUGGUCAUGAGGUCAUCACAGAGGGUGAAGCUGAAGCCGCAGUGAAGGUGGAGCUUGGUGAGGAGACGGGGUUGGUAGAAGAGGACCUCGUGGCUGUGUCCUACAUAGGGGAAGAGUUGGAUCUGGAGACUGUAGGAGACAUCAUUGCCAUCAUAGAGGAAAAGGUCGAUGACUCCGUGGAGGCCUUGGAUGCUGCAGCAGUGGAAGCCGCUCUCUCCCUGUGUGAAGAUACUGUCUCAGAAGGACACACCCUCCCCGGCCCCUGGGAGACCCAGGAGCUGAAGGCUUCAGACACAGCACCCGCCGUCCCAGACUCUGAUCCCACACAGGAGCCUCAGGAUGUGGCUGCCAUGUCAGCCCUGAUUCCUGCAGGCGUAGAGACCCAGACUCAAACAGAAAUUAAAAGAGAGCAACAGCUCAAGUGUGAGGGACCCGAGGUGACAGGAAGUGACGUCACCUCUUCUGUUACCUCUGACGACGGUGCGACAGGGAGUGAGGUUGCGGAGGAGGGGGCGGUGGGGAAGGAGGUUACUCAAGCGACUGUCAAGAGUGAAGGAGAGGAAUGGAGCCAGCCGGAGCCCAACCCGCCCUGCCUGGACUCCGAGGACAGUUCUGUGUCCGGGAAAGAGUCAAAGGAGGUGAAGGAAGAGGAGGCGGGGAGUGAGGGUGACCCAGAGGAAGGGAUAGAGCUGAAGGAGGAGUGUGGGGAGGGUGAGGGUCCCUAUCUGUCUGAGGUGGAGCGGGCAGCGAGCGAGAGUGAAGACGGCUACGGCCCCCCCUCCCAGCGCUACACGGCAGACUCCCUGGCCAGCAGCCCGGCCUCUUCCUCCCAGCUAUCUACAUGUGGCGAGGACCAGGAGGCAGUGCAGGCCCAGAAGAUCUGGAAGAAGGCCAUUAUGCUGGUGUGGAGAGCUGCAGCCAACCACAGGUAUGCCAGUGUCUUCCUGCAGCCUGUGUCAGAUGACAUCGCGCCGGGUUACCACAGCAUCGUCCACAGACCCAUGGACCUGUCGGCCAUCAAGAAGAACAUCGAGUCCGGAGUGAUCCGUACCACAGCCGAGUUCCAGCGCGACAUCAUGCUGAUGUUUCAGAACGCCGUCAUGUACAACUCGUCGGACCACGACGUGUACCACAUGGCGCUGGAGAUGCAGCGUGACGUCCUGGAGCACGUUCAGCAGUUCCUGGCCACCCAGCUCAUCAUGCAGACGUCGGAGAGCGCCAUCUCCGCCAAGAGCCUCCGCGGCAGGGAGGGAAACCGUAAGCCAGGAGAGCCGGCUGAGAAGGACAGUGUCCCAAUGGCCUCUCCUGCUUUCCUUCUCUCUCUCUUUGACGGAGGCACCAGGGGUCGCCGCAGUGCCAUGGAGGCCGACCUUAAAAUGAAGAAAUAGACUUUAAUUACACUUUGAGACCAAGAGUCACUCAGAGAAGCUGGAGCUGAACACUUGCUGGUCACUUUGGUUGUUUUCUGAAGAGGACUGUGUAGUCUCUCUGUGCCUGGUGCGUGUGUGUGUGUGUAAAUACACACUAAUUCAUCUGUACUUUGGCGUAGACGAGGAUAUAUGUGGAUAUAUGUCAGUGUGUCUGAGAGAGCUGCACAGAGCUUCUUCUUCUCCAGCUCAUAUGAUUGGUUUAUGCACCGCACCGAGGGAUUUCACUCCACUUUCCCCCAAGUAUCAUUUCACCAGCAAAGGCAGUAGUCCAUUAUUUCCCUCUGCUGACAUGGAACAGCGAAGAACUGUGUGUGAGAGAGAAGAGAAGAACAUUUUCACCAGCAAAAGUUUGAUUGUGAUCAAAUGAUGAGCAGCGGGUUGAGCUCUACUACACCGUGUCUGAUCAUGUUGAAUCGUGGAUGCAUUAAUACUAGUGAUCUGUCCACGUGGACGCCCUGCACCAGACUGUGGGCUGACAAAACACGAGACAGCAACAACAACCUGGACGGCCACGUGGUGGAUCAUAAUGUACUGUACAGCAAAUUUAAAACUGCAACUAGUGCUGCAUGUUGGGCUGACAGCAGACAGAACCAGGUCUUCUAUCAGUUUGAUCAAAACAUUAUAGUCACAUCUACAAAUGACCUGGAUUGGAUUUUCUACUUUAAAAUCAAAUGUAUAUAUUUCAAUGGAACAAGAGUGACUAAAUUAAGAAAAUCUGAUGAUUGUAUUAAACUGGUUGUGUAUGUCUGCUUUUGUAAGUACAGGAUCAAAAUGCUCAAAUCAGUUGGCCAAAACAUGCACCAGUGGUUUUGCUUGUUUUGGCCCAUUAACUACAAAAUGUAAACAGGCUCUGCGGAUCUGCGGGACCGGCAUUAAGAAUAAGUACAGGUGCAUCUCAUUAAAUUAGAAUAGAAAUAGAAAAAGGUUCUUAAUGUCAGUAAUUCUGUUCAUAAAGCGGAAAUAACACAUUAUAUAGAUCCUUUACACACAGAAUGAAACAUUUCAUGUCUUAAUGUGUUUAAUUUCUUCUAAUUAUAAUGAUUAUGCUUACAUUUAAUGAAGACCUACAAUUCAGUGUCUCAAAAAAAAUUGAUUAUUACAAAAGACCAAUUUUGAAAAGUAUGUUUAAUAUGGAAAUGUUGGCCUCUGAAAAGUAUGUCCAUCUACAGUCAUGGAAAAACAUAUAUGACCAUUGUUUUCUUCAAUUUCUUGUUCAUUUUAGUGCCUGGUACAACUAAAGGUACAUUUGUUUGGACAGAUAUAAUAAUAACAAUGGCUCAUAAGAGUUUAAUUUAAGAGCUGAUAUCUAGACAUUUUCCAUGGUUUUCUUGAUUUUGGUUAUUAUCAAGAAAUUGAAGAAAACAAUGGUGUAGUGACUGUAUGGUCCAUGACUGUAUGACUCAAUACUUGGGGCUAUUUGACUUUAACUACUGGACAUUGACUUUUCCAUCAUAUUCUAAUGUAUUGAGAUGCCCCUGUGUAUAUAGAAAAAGCCAAUACUCGUGCUGAUUGUCUUGUUUGUUUAUGUAGAUCAUACACAUGCAUUAGCAUUGAAUUGAAAUUGUGUCAUAACCAGUUUAAAAACUUCUUGUAGUUUCACUGCCUCCCCUCAUGCAGGCCUGAGCUUCCAUUAUAUUACAUCUUCAUAAAUCAACCUCAUAACAUGCAGAUAGAAAUGAAACCUACCAGAUGGUAUGUAAAUGGUCACAAUAAUCUGUUGCCUUUAGUUAAAUCAUCAAUUAUGUGUGUUACUGCUGUUACCAGUUUCUGUCUCUUUGCAUUCAAAUAUGCCCAUGCAUCUGAAAACUGACAAAGUCCAGAUGACAAGCUAGCUAUCUGGAAGCGGUGAAAUGUCUUUUUCAUGUAGAGAUUGACAUUUUCCAGCAGACUUUACAAUCUCACCAAACACUAAACCCCUUCCUGCUUGGACCUGCUCUGUCAUGUAAUGAUGAUACAACUCUGACACAUUUUUCAGCUGCUGAGUCAUAUUGACCUCACAUUAAUGUCCUUUGUUUCUAAUGCUUUUUUUCCCAUCUGUACUGAAAUGAAAUUAUUUAAACGAUUAAUCGAUUAGUUGUUUGGUCAAUAAAAUGUUGACAAAUAUCAAUUUCCCAAACCACAAGAUGACGUCCUCAGAUCUCUUGUUUUGUCCACAAACCAAAGAGAUAUUCAGUUUAUUGUCAUAAAGGAACAAAGAAACCAGAAAUAUUCACAUUGAAGUAACUGAAAUCAGAGAAUUUGGACUUUUGUCUUGCUCAAACCAAUUAUUCGAUGAUCAAAAUAGUUGACGAUUAAUUUAAUAAGCGAUUAUUGUUCGAUUAAUCGAAUAAUUGUUGCAGCUGUACUUUGAAGGUAGAGAAUCCGAAAAUCCAUCUGGAAACAAAACAGUAUAUUCGUUGUGAAAUAGUGGGCUGUAAUGUGUGUUAAUGGGCUGAAACGUAGGAUGUGGAGUUUGUUGUUGCUGAAAUAGUAUUGAUGCAUCCCCACUCGUCACUUAGGAUGUAGCCAGAGUGUGCUAUGUAGAUAGCAUCAGAAACCUGUUUGUGUAAUGUGUGUUAGAUGGGAGUACCUGUGAGACGGAUAAUGUAGAGUUUUGUGUUUGGGUAGCUGAGACAUGUAUCAUGUGUUCUGUUGUACAUUUGUUAAAUAAAAAAGAUUAUUUGAUCUAAACCUAAA